AUGUUCCUACAGCAAGGGAACCCGCUCUUCGGGGCAGUUCCCCCUCAGCCAACCGGUGAUAUCCAGGACCUCUUCAUGUGCGAGUCCUACUUUGACGAAUACACUACCACUGGCGCCCCCCUCGACGCUGCCGCAACAGUAGCCCUCCAGCAACAACUCCAACAGCAGCAACAACAACUCCAGCAACAACAACUCCUCCACCAGUUCACUCUCCAACAGCACCAACAGCUCCAACAGCAGCAGCACCAACAGCAGCACCAACAGCAGCCUCAACUCUCAGCAUUUGAGCUCCAGCUUCAAUCCUUCUUGACUUCAAACGCCGUUCAGCAACAACAACUCCAACAACAGCAACAACAGCUCCAAGCCCAGCAGGAGCAGCACCAGCUUCUCCUCCACUCCCAGACCCAGCUAGCUGCAUUCCGCUGGGCCCUUGCCAAUGCUAACGCUGCCAAUGUGAAUGUCAACCUCAAUGCGGCCACUUCUGCCCCUGCCAGUGCCGGUUCGUUUGUCGCCACUUCGCCCUCAGACUCGGCCGCAUUUUUCAGCUCACCUGACCUCAUGGCCUCCUCGCUCUCACCAGAGACCGAUACCUUGAUGCUCCCCACCUCCCCCGGCGCCUUCUCCUCCACCGAGGAUGGCCCCAUGCUCUCCCCUCUCCUCCUCGCCUCCCAGGCGUCUGCGGUCAAGAUCAAGUCUGAAAAGAUCACCCCUUCGUCCUCUCCCACAAAGUCGGCCAAGCGCCAGUCCUUGGACGAUGGUGCUGAGACAGAGACGAAAGCCACAACACCCACAGGCGCGAAGCGGACCAAAAAGACAACUACUUCCACAAAAACUGCAGCUCCAUCAGCACCCAAGAAGCCAAGAGCCAAAAAGUCAUCCAAGACUACUAGCUCUGAUCAGAGUGACAUGGAGAUGUCUAUCAGUUCUGCAGUGUCAACAACUUCGACACCUUCCCCACAGACAUUUUCCCUUCAGUUGCCUGCCUCGUCCGCUGCCGGUACUACUACAUCGCUGACCGCUGCUACUUCAGGAGUUUUGGGCGCCACGGAUAUGAAUGCCUCGUCGACUGCAGGGUUCUUCCAGACCUUGCUGCCCAUGACCCCUACCACCAACAUGAUUUCGCCAUCAACCCCUACCGGCGGAUUGCCCUUCUCUCAGCCGCUUUGGAAGAUGACUCCUGGAGUGGUCCUCCCCACCGCCUUGCCAUUGCCAACAUCAGGAUUUGACCCCUCUACAUUUGCAGGACCUGUCAUGCCAACAUUGGACGGCUCAUCGACUCAACAGCAAGGAACUACCAACACGGCUGCCAACCCUGCCGUUACCGCUGCAGUGCAGGGACAACCCCAGACCCUCCAACAAAAGAUUCCCAUCACUCGUCUGAAGCCACCAGUAUCGGGCACACCUGCUCCAGCACCACCAGCAGCUCAGGGACCUCAGCCAACCAAGCAACAAAAGAAGGUGGCCCAUAAUGCCAUCGAGCGUCGAUACCGCAACAACAUCAACGACCGCAUCAGCGAUCUCAAGAACGUGGUCCCAGCGCUCUGCAACAUCAAGACCAAGGACGAGAAGGAUGACGAAGACGAGGAUGAUGAAAAGGAUGCAGACGGAGUCACCAAGGCAACCAAACUCAACAAGGCGACCAUCUUGCGCAAGGCGACCGAAUACAUCAUUGUCCUUCAAAAGCGCGAGUCUGGAACCAAGUCUGAGAAUGCUAUUCUAAGACGACUCUUGACUGCAUUGCCCGGAGGCGUCGAGCUUUUAGAGCAACACCAAGCAGAGAUUGCCAGCGUUCGUGAGGAGGGUUCGCCUAGUCCCGAGUCGUCGUCAGAGGAUUCCAACACUGAGCCUAGCACACCACCACCCAGCAACGACAACGCCACCAGCACGACUUCGACUUCUGCAGCGUCGCGUGUGCUGAUGGCCGUUUUCAUGUGCGCCACCUUCUUCAGCUCACCCGAGGGCGAUUCUGGACAUAACAGAGCGUUGAUGGACGACGGACAAGGAGAAGCUCGUGCCAUGAGCUCGUCGUUUGCCAGAGUCGUUCGUCAGCCGUCGAUGGUCGAGACUGGAGCAUCCAGCAGCACAUCCUGGAGCCCUCUUGGAGUUGUCGCUUGGGAUACCUGGGCAGCUCUCCGUACCAUGCUGUUCAUGGGAUGCCUCAUCGCCUUGGUCUGGCCCUCGUACUCUCGCCGCGGACCUUUCCCCCAGUCAAAGUUCCCCGUCAUGCCCAAGUCUGCCUCACCUCACCAGGUCUACACCACUCUGUCCGGUCUUGUCCCCAAGGUUAUCCCUUCGUCUUAUUUCCGUCUGUUUUUUGCCUUGUCGCUCGAGUUGUGGCGAUGCCUCUGGAUUCGCUUGGGUAUCUACCCUGACCUGACCGAUAUGGUCCGCCCCGAUAUCUGGGCUCGCGUUGUUGAGGCUCAAAUGUCUGGUGGAGCAGGCUCAUCUGUCAGCCGGUUCAUGCUCCUCUACACCAUUGUUCGCACCUUGGACGAGUACACCAAUGCUCGUCGUCAGCCUCGUGCUCGUGUCUCUGCCACCGCCGCCCUUGCGUUUUAUAUCUCGAUCCACAAAGCUGCCAAGCCCCUGGCCACCCUUGUCGCCCAGCAGUUUAUGGAGUCUGCGCGGUACACUGCCAAGAUCUCUGGCACUGGCCAGGACCGUUGGUUGGAGAGUAUGCUCCAAGUCGAUGUUGGAAGCGCUUCCUGGAACCGGAGUAUUCUCGAGAUUGAGAGCGCGAUGUAUGGACGCGCCGAGUACCCCCAGACGGAGGCCGUUCUCUUCCAGACCAUGGCCCCUACUCUUGUUGUUGCCCAGACCCAGAGCGUUAGCGUCCUCCAGGAUGCCUAUGUCGACUGCAUGUCCCGCCUGAACUCCUCUGCCCAUGGUCAGGAGGCCGCCACGUCUUCGAGCCCUACCAAGUUUGACCAGGUCGUCCGCACAACCAUGCCCGGAACCCGUCAUCACUGGUAUGCCUUGGUCGGCAAGAUCUCUGAGCUCUGGCUUUCCAAGGACGAACACUCUGCUCAGUUGGGCGAUCGCUUGAUGGCCCAGGUGAUGACGAUGCAUCCUCGCCACCAUCUGUCUGCCCGCUCCGACGACGAUGACGAUUCGAGCUUCCAGUUCUACGAUCAAGUCAUUGUCUACUCUUUGCUCGAAUAUGCCUACUUGAGACGCGGUAUGGCUGGACCUAGUGUUCGCUGCGGCGAGAAGGCAUGGGCGCUCUUGAACGAACGUCGUCGUGCCAAUGGUUCCAAGGCCCCCACUGGAUUGAAUGAGGUCGAGGAUGAGGAAAACGACAAGGCCCUGUUGAGCGUGGCGUCGUUUGCAAUGAACCUUACUGGAUUUGUCGAGAUCAAGGCCCGUAUUGGUCUCUGGCGUGGCGUUGAGGCCCUCAGCAGUCUUGUCCAGAGACAGCGGACCGAUGACGGUGAGUCGACUGCCCAAGAUGACAUGUCUCAGUCAGAGAUCUUGGACCAUAUCCGGACCACGCUCUUGCCUCUCACGGUGCAUUUGCGUCGGCAGUUGGAUGAUGAGUCGACGACCAUGUUGGCCAUCAUGCGGCUAGCUACCCGCUCGACGCGCUCUGCCUCCUUGCACCACAACAAGGGUGCCUCUCCUCUCAGCCCUACGACUGUCGACUUUGACCCUGCACUGCGGUUCUUGAUUGACGUCGGGCGGGUUGCUUAUGGCGCCUGGGAAGAUGGUUCUGAGGGCUCGGAUUCUGGUUGUGGAAGUGGCGGUGAGGAGGAUCUUGAUGGUUUCUCUUCGUCAAAGAAGGCUGCUGCUCUUACUACCAAGAAGAGUGAUGCCGAGAUGGCCUGGGAAAUUUGCCAAGCAUUGUAG
Linnemannia hyalina is the source of this 3846-nucleotide messenger RNA. NCBI's taxonomy places the organism in Eukaryota, Fungi, Mortierellomycota, Mortierellomycetes, Mortierellales, Mortierellaceae. The record is from the annotation of a GenBank genome assembly.